This is a messenger RNA of Rhincodon typus (whale shark), 733 nucleotides long. RefSeq names its product endoplasmic reticulum metallopeptidase 1-like. Gene Ontology annotation, biological process: proteolysis. The annotation marks the transcript as partial. NCBI's taxonomy places the organism in Eukaryota, Metazoa, Chordata, Chondrichthyes, Orectolobiformes, Rhincodontidae. Gene Ontology annotation, molecular function: metalloexopeptidase activity. The record is from RefSeq and is a predicted model, not a curated record. The transcript has 2 exons.
CAGCCCGCGUCAUGGGUCGAUGUCGGUCCGAGCCGGGGGGCGCGGUGUCGGUCCCAGCCUGAGGGGCGGGGUCACCGGCCGGGCAGUCCCAGGAGUUGAGCUCCAAUGUCGGCGGUCACCGGGGAGAAGUCAGGGUUGGAGAGCGGCUCCAGGAGCCGUGCUGUCCGGAUUCGUGGGGUAGGGGCGAAGGCGGCCGAGACUCAGGCCGCGUCUGCGGAACCGGUUUCGUGGGCCAGAGCUCGGGGCUGGCACAGACCCGGGAAAGGCCGGGAAGAUGGUGUGAGAACUGUCGGAGAGGUAGCGGAUGCGGGGGCCUCAUUGUUGGUAGCCAUCUACUUGCUGCUGCUGUGGGUACUGAUUCACCUCUCCCUGCGGCAGCUUGUGGCAGUGGGGCCCAGCCAGCACCGGGAUGGCUUCGACGCCAAGGCGGCAAGGAAGCAUCUCCAGCACAUUACUGAAUUUGGACCCAGGCCUGUUGGGAGCCCUGCUAAUGAAAUCCUUACUGUGAACUACCUGCUAAAACAGAUCCAGGAAAUCAAAGGAAAGGCAGUAGCAAAUAACAUUGUAGUGGAUAUCCAGAGACCAACUGGCUUUUUCAGCAUUGAUUUUCUUGGAGGUUUCAGUAGCUACUAUGAUAAUAUUACCAAUGUUGUUGUGAAGCUGGAACCAAAGAAAGGAGCAAAACAUGCAGUGCUUGCAAAUUGCCAUUUUGAUUCAGUGGCCAACAGUCCAG